UGUGACGAUUGGAUUUUUUGCAAAGUGUCCCCUGGUCUCAUCAUCGUCUGUAUCUCGGAUUUCGGAAGCAAUGCGCUGUGUAUUUUGCUUCGAGCAAACUCUAAAGCCUGUUAGAGAUAUUUGAAGUGUUUUGCUGUUCCGUCCGACGGAAGGCUGACCUGGAUUUCGCGGCAGAAUUAAUCUCCGGAGACUAUUGUUUUGUGGGGAUUGCCAUCUGUCGACUUCCACUUAGCAGUGUUUCACACUCGUAACAGCUGUAGCAUCAUCGAACGGCAGGAUAAACACAGGAGAAAACAGCGAAGCGCCACAAUAUAGCAGCAGUUGGCGUAGGGUUUUUGCUGUCAAACGGAGGCUACUGGCGAGUGAAUGUUUGACAAUUUCUGUCUCGUGUAUACUAAAUACGAAACGGAUAAUGCCAGUUCUCUUUGGUGAUGGUUGUAAACGAAGCGAAGAGAUAAAUAUAAAUUAAUAACGAAUUGAGAAGUUUGCAAUCAAGCCCGCCGACAUCCAGUGUGUGUUACCUCGUGAAAUCCGGUUCAACUCUGAAAAUACCGGUGAAGCAAUACCGUUGUGAAAACGCCCCGGGGACGGUAAAAUUUUCAAAUUCGUAAUUUCAUAACGGUCCCCGGUCCCAGAUUUGGCUUUCAGCGAAAUCAGUGAACGGGAAAAACGUUGUGAAAGAAUUGAAGAAAAGAAAAAGCACAAUCAAGUUUUCGAAGCCCGGUUCCGGUGUACGAUUCAUAACAGUGCCCUCGUCUCGAGGAGGCGUUUUUAAGACGCACUGGAAAGCAAUCGCAGUGUUUCCGUCGUUUCGCGCCAACAAUAGCACGGCACUGAGCCGGAAUUUAUCAAAUUGGGGGUCGAUAUUUCAGUCUGAAAAAAAAAACGUGAUUUGGUACCAGCGAGAGCACAAUAAAUGUUGGAUUACAUCACAGUUAUCAUCUGCAGGUGAAAGUAGUUCAGUUCUAGGAUUACCGCUUUAAGCAAGAUUCUUGUGCUUUAAAGUGUUUAUCUCUGUGUGGGAAAGAUAAUAGAGAGAAGAAACAAAGUGAAGAAAAGUUGCUGACACUCGCAAUCGCAUUGGAUUGAAACUUCGGAUAAAAGUGAUUUUUUCAAGUGACCAUUUCCUCUGCCUGCAGUGUCGUGCUUUCAUAAAAGAUCUGUUAGAUUUGGAAGCCUUUGUAUAAAUCGUGUGCCAUUCCACUGAACGCCGGAGCAAAACGGAGCUCAGCCACCAUUAAAAGGAGGCAGCAAUAGAGCUGUGUUAUAAUCAUUACCUUCGGCAAUAGCAGCAAUGUUUGUUGUGUGUCUAACCCAGUUUCCGUGCUGUUUAGAAUGAAGCAUUCCAUUCAAGGACGGUAAACGAGCCUCGAGUGCUGGCUUGUGAGUGAGGGUGGUAUUGCUGCCGCACAGUGUUGGUGUCUUGUGAGCGAAAAAAAAGUGCAUUUUAUUGGAUUUCAUGCCGGGUGCAACAUAAAGCAACAACAAUUGGAAGGAAACAACUGAAUACUUUCGGUUCGGUUUUCUUGUCCAACAGGGGGCACGGUGAGGAAACAAGAGCCGCAGGAUUUAUACUGUCAACAACUAACUACACUGAAUACCGUUAAAGCGUUGCUACUCUGUGUGCGGGAGAAAAAUACGCUCGCAACAAGGUGUGCAUUGCUGAUUAGCGUUCGCUAACUUCAGCGCGGGCGGCAACGACGAUACAGCCAUCUAAAUAUUUGAAGGAGGAUGUGCCCGCACUAACUCUCUGAUAAAAACCAACCCAACACUGUGAAAACAACCCCCAUCGCAUAGCUUCAAUAAGGAUCUCAGUCCACCCCGAAAAAGCAUGCGUAACAGACGGUCCGUAUGGCAAUAAAUCGGUUAUCUGUGACUAAGGCGAAAGCUUCCCAAAAAUGAAACACUUAAAAACCUAUCGAACACUCAACGUGUGAGAGAGUUUGCCAUAUGAACUGCAAAAGUGCAAAAACCAGUCGAAAACUAAUACAACUUGUGCAACAUCCAGUGUGCGGUGUAGCUUUCAACACAUCCGAACACGAUUACCGAGGAUAAAGUUACCGCAAAAAAAUAUACACAACGAGAAAAUGUUCUAAUAAAAAACAGCAUACGACAGAAGCACGAAACUCGGUCAAAGUUAAAAGAAGCAAAAAAGGCAGAACAAGAAACUUUUUACGGGCAGCGAAAAAAAAAAAAAAACAAAGAAAACUCAUACGAAAUCCGGAGAAAACUGCUGCUGCCAAGCUUUCCUAUGGCAUAGGAAAUACCUACCCACAAGUGCUGAUAAUUGAGCAACUGAACGACCAUCAUCAGAAGGCACGCCAACUAUGUGGCGCUCCGCCGCUGCACUGUGAGACGUGCUGCUGGAGUGGUGGAGGGAAACCCGGACGGAAAAGCGAACACCGCAGGAUCCGCCGACGCUAGAGACACCGUAGACGGUGGUGCCGAUCCAAACUGGCGAAGAUAUAUCACAAUUUUUAUGCUGCUGCCACGAUUCAACACUAGCCCAGUCCAAUGAAUGUGGUUCGGCUUUUGCAGAUUAUAAUCGUUACGAAAUUCAUUAAAACUGGUAUCGCCGACAAGAACGACUACCCGCUCUACUUCGAGAAGGUCAUCUAUGAGGCCGACAUUGACGAAAAUGUCGAGAUCAACCACAAUUUUCUCAAUGUCACCGCAAAAACACACGCUGAAGCGCCUGGUAUUCGAUACAAGAUCACAAGCGGUAACAUAGGUGGAGUUUUUACGAUUCACAAUACGACCGGGGCUCUGUACGUAGCGAAAGCACUAGAUUAUGAGAAACUUAAGAAGUACGAGCUCCGGUUGACGGCGUCUGACAGUUUCAAGGAAAACUACACGACGGUGCUGAUCAACGUUAGGGACGUCAACGACAAUCCACCUGUAUUUGAGAAAUCAUCAUAUCGCACACAAAUCACCGAAGAAGAUGACCGAGGCCUGCCGAAGCGGGUGCUGCGGGUUACCGCAUCGGAUGCCGACGUAGAGCGGCCUAAUAAUAUAAUCUAUUUCCUGACCGGUCCUGGAAUCGACAUAGAAAAUCCAUCGGAAAGUAACUUCGAUAUCAACAAGGCUACGGGGGAAAUAUUUGUUCUGAAGCCGCUCAAUCGUGAUCCACCGCACGGGCGAGCCGCGUGGAAGUUCACCGUGUUCGCGCAGGAUGAAGGUGGUGAAGGUCUGGUCGGUUUCACCGAGGUGCAGAUCAACCUGAAGGACGUCAACGAUAACGCGCCUACUUUCCCGCUAGGGAUCUACUACGGCAAUGUGACCGAAAACGGCACCGUCGGAAUGUACGUUAUGACAAUAAAAGCGGAAGAUUACGAUGACAUCAACGAGGGAACGAACGCCAAGGUGGUGUAUUCGAUAGAGAAAAAUGCCAUCGAAGAAGAUACCGGACUGCCAAUUUUUGAUAUCAAUCCGGACACCGGAGUUAUAAAGACGGCCGUGUGCUGUCUAGACCGUGAAAAAACUCCCGACUAUUCGCUACAAAUUGUGGCGACCGAUGGGGGCGGUCUCAAAGGCACGGGAACGGCCUCCAUUAAGGUGAAAGAUCUAAACGAUAUGCCACCUCACUUCACCAAAGAUGAAUGGUUCGUCGAGGUGGAGGAAACCGAUGGCAACGUACUGCCGGAGGCUCCUAUUCUGACCGUAACGGUCAACGACGAUGACGAGCUCAACAACUUCCAAUACAAAAUCAUCGAAAGUAGCGGCUAUGGGGCGGACAAGUUCGCCAUGAUCAAAAACAACGACGGAACGGGAAGCUUGAGAGUAAUUCAGCCACUGGAUUUCGAAGACCCCAUGCAAGUCAAUGGUUUCCGGUUCCGUAUUCAAGUUCUAGACAAUGAAGGUAUCAACGAAACCGACAAAUACCACGUGGAUCAUUCGUGGGUCAUAGUGAAGCUAAAAGACAUCAACGACAAUACACCGCGCUUCAGAAGACCCCACAUGGAAGCCAGCGCAUCGGAAAACGACGAAAUCGGCAAAUCGCUGGUCAGUUUCAAAGCCAUCGAUAUCGAUAAUGCUGGUAAAAGUAAGAUCACCUACGUGAUCAAUAGAGCCACCGAUCGAAAGCGACAGUUCGCCAUCAACGAUGAGGGCACAGUGACAAUUCAACGCGAACUAGAUCGCGAAGCGGUCUCCAAGUACCACCUGGAGAUUUUGGCCAUCGAUGACGGUGUUCCUUCACGUACGGCCACAGCAACGCUCACCGUCGAGGUGAAGGACGUUAACGACAACGCACCCGUGUUUGCGGAAGAAUAUCGACCGAUCUUGUUGGAAAAUGCGCCCCCAUCGAAAAUUAUCGAGAUCACUGCCAUCGAUCAGGACGAUCGAAAAAUGAGUAACGGACCGCCGUUUCAGUUCCGCAUGGACCCGGAGGCGAAUGAUCUGAUUCGUACCUCAUUUAAAGUAGAGCAGAACAAUAAAGGGGAUGGUAUGGCGAUCGUCUCAUCGCUGGGAUCGUUCGAUCGAGAAUACCGAAAACAGUACGAGAUUCCAAUCGUCAUCAAAGACUCCGGAAACCCACCGCAAACGGGAACCAGCACUCUAACGGUAACCAUCGGUGACGUCAACGAUAACAUUAUGCAGCCGGGUUCGAAAGAGGUUGUGGUGUACAACUAUCAGGGCCAAGCACCGGACACUGCCAUCGGGAGGGUCUUCGUGAAUGAUCUCGAUGAUUGGGAUACCUCGGAUAAACUGUUCUAUUGGGAUGAGGUGGAAAAUCCCAGAUUCAAGCUGGACGAUACCUCGGGUAUGGUGACAAUGCGACGUGGUGCACGCGAGGGUCGCUACAAGCUGCGCUUCAAAAUCUACGACCGUAAGCACGCGCAGGAAUCGUUCGCCAAUAUGUCGGUGGUUGUGAAGCACAUUUCGUACGAGGCGAUCGUUAGUUCUGGGUCGGUACGGCUGAUGGGUAUCACUGACGAGGAUUUCAUUAGAAUCUGGAACUACCGUACCCAGAACAUCUUCCGCAGUAAGCUAGAACGAUUCCGGGAUAAACUUGCGGAGUUGUUGAACAUUGAUAAGAAAAAUGUUGACAUAUUUAGCGUUCAAAUGAAGCAGCAGAAUCCGCCGCUGGUUGAUGUCCGGUUUGCUGCCCGGAAUGCGUUCUACUUCAAAGCGGUUCAACUGAACGGUGUUGUGAUGCUGCACAAGGAUGAGAUCGAACAGGCAGUCGGAAUCAAUAUCACUAUGGUGAACAUCGACGAAUGCCUGGCAGAGAACGCCGAUUGCAAUGGAUCCUGCACCAGCAUAAUCGAGGUUCAGGCCAAUCCGAGCCUAGUGAAUGCCAAUAAAACUGCCCUAGUUGGUGUUCAGAUCAAAUCCACGGCGGAAUGUAUGUGUAGUGCACGGGAGUACAAACAGCAGCAGACGUGUAAAUCACACCCAUGUCUGAACGGAGGUCGGUGUACGGAUAGCAAAUCUGGGGUCCGCUGUUCAUGUCCACCGGAUUACACCGGGCCAAGGUGUCAACAGACGGUUCGUAGCUUUCGAGGCAAUGGCUGGGCAUGGUAUCCUUCGCUGGAUAUGUGCGACAAGUCGCACAUUAGUGUAGAGAUUAUCACAACGAAAGCCGACGGUUUAGUUUUCUAUAACGGUCCUAUAGUAGUCCCGAAUGAUGACGAUGAAUUACAGCAAUCGGAUUUUAUUGCGCUGGAAUUGGAACAAGGCUAUCCCCGGUUUCUGAUCGACUACGGCUCCGGUACGCUGGAGCUUAGAAUACAAACUAAACAACCGCUCAAUGAUGGGGAUUGGCAUCGUAUCGAUUUGUUCUGGGAUUCCGAACGGGUGAAAAUGGUGGUUGAUUACUGCAAAACGGCAGUGAUAUCGGAAGCGGACGACGGAAACCUAGUGGAGUUUGUUGAUCACACCUGCCAGGCAGUUGGUCGUGUGCCACAGUUCAACGAGUUCCUAAACCUGAACACGCCACUGCAAAUUGGAGGAGUGUUCCGCGAGAAGUUUGACUACACAUACAAUCGCUGGCAGUACAUGCCCCUGGCUGCAGGAUUCGAAGGAUGCAUUCGGAAUUUUAAACACAACGGAAUUAUUUACGAUCUGUCUCGUCCCGGACUUUCCAAGAGUACCAUGCCAGGCUGUCUGUACACACAAGAAGUGUGCAAUCUUAACCCCCAGGUUGCGAAAUGUAUGGAUCACGGCAAGUGCAUCGGUAACUACGAUGAAGCCAAGUGCGAAUGCAAUCCAGGUUGGUCGGGUACAUACUGUAAUCUUCCAACGACACCGACGACAUUCAAAACACAAAGCUACAUCAAAUACGCGCUCAGCUUCGAACCUGACAAGUUCACGACGCAGAUCCAGCUGCGCUUCCGUACACGGGAGACAUUCGGUGAACUGUUCCGUAUCAGUGAUCAACACAUGCGCGAGUACGGCAUUAUCGAGCUGAAGGAAGCUAAGCUGCUCUUCCGGUACAGUCUAAACUCUGGCCAGGUGGAAGAGCACGAGGUGUCGCUCAGUGCCGUCGAGGUGGACGAUGGCCUGUGGCACGUGGUGAACAUUCAACGCUAUGGCUCAGCUGCCAUCCUCGAGCUGGACGGCGGCGAGGGCGCUAAUUUCAACCAGAGUUUCUCCUUCGACGGCCACCAGUGGCUUUCGGUGGACAAGCAGGAGGGAGUCUACGCCGGUGGCAAACCGGAGUUCACCGGGGUGAAAAUGUUCGACGUUCAGGCUGACUAUCACAAGAGUUGCAUCGAUGAUAUCAGGUUGGAUGGUAAAAGUUUACCUUUACCUCCGGCAACAAACGGCACUCAGUGGGGCCAGGCAACGACGGCCAAGAACAUCGAGCGCUACUGUACGUCCAACAACCCAUGCCAGAACGCGUACUGCCCCGAGCCGUUCGAAUGUGUCGACCUCUGGAACAAGUACGAGUGCGCAUGCGGAGAUGGUAUGAUCAUCUCGCCCGAAGGGAAAACCUGCAUCGAUCUGAACGAGUGUCUGGAGUAUCCGUGCCUGAACGGCGGAACUUGCAUCAACCAGGAGCCUCGCUUCAAGUACAAAUGCAUCUGCCCGGACUCGUACUGGGGCGAGAGUUGUGAGCUCCUGAAGGAGCGUCAAGCGUUGAAAUUUAGCACAAGUGCCUUGGCUGCCGUUAUCACAUGUCUGUUGCUGAUAAUUAUUUUAUUAUUUUUGUAUUUUUCCUGUUCUCGCCGUCGGUCGGCGAACUUCAAUAAGAAACCAGCGACGAAGGACGACAUUCGCGAGAACAUCAUAAACUACUGUGAUGAGGGUGGAGGCGAAAACGACAUGACCGCGUUCGACAUGAAGACCCUCAAAAUCCCCAUAGGACCGCUACCGGAACUGGUGCAGCACAAGGCACCAUCCGUACGUCCCGAUAUUGCCGUCGUGUCCGACCAGGUCAUCGCCAAGGUCGACAUCUUCCUGGACGAUCGGAAACGACGGGCGGACGUCGAUCCCGCCUCCGGACCAUUUGACGACCUCCGGAACUAUGCCUACGAAGGUUGUGGGAGUACGUCUGGCUCGCUAAGUUCCUUACAGUCAGGUACCGACGAUGAGCCCCAUGAGUAUGACUUUUUAACGACAUGGGGUCCACGAUUCGAUAAGCUAGUAAAUCUCUAUGAACCAAGAAUACAAAUCGAAGAAGAUGGCGUUAGUUAAAAGUAGCUUUUGGUUUCGGGCCAUUGGUGUUUUACCUACUUCGCAUCGUAAGUGUAGUUAACUAUUUUUUUAAAAAUUCGAAAAGUGUAGAUAUCGAGAAAAUAAAAUAAAAAAAUAAACAAACACACACACACACUCACAUAAACGAAUAAUAUCGUAAGGAAUUUAAAAGUUUUCACAAAUUGGCCAAUAUUAUUGAGACAAACUAUUGUAAAUCAAAACCGUAAUCGAUAAGAGUUAGUGCGUAAGUAGUCGUUAAGUAAGAAACAAAUAAACAAAAAAAAAGAUGUACUGUUCUAGAACAUGUUAUCUUUUGGUGCUCUGUUCCACGAAACAAGAAAUGUUGGUUGUUCAUUCCGGUAGUGUAAAGUUUAACGCUAAGUUGUUGAAUACUAGUUGAAAUAGUUUGCGAAAGUUACAAUUUGAUUAAAAUUUUAUUGCUGCUCCGCAGCCUGCGUACCGCAAAUGGUUUCCCCUUUUCUCUCAUAGAACAGCACGCUCGGUUCGACUCCAUUAAACCCCGAUCCGAUCCGAUAGUUUUGAACAACAUUCGAUUGAUUGCGCAGCAAUAUUUUUGUGUUCGUUUCAAACAGAAAAAAAAAUCAAAAAAUAAAAUUCACCCUACCAAUAGCGACCGUUAUAAAUAAUUCCGGUUGCCACGUAUCAAACCGCAUAUCGAUGAUCUCCGAUUUGGCAAAAUAUUUUGCUCAUUCGGGGUGGUGCGGCGGUGACAAUCUGGCCGCAUCUAGUGGGUCGCUAUUUUGUUUUCCAAUCGAAAUAAAAAAAAAUAUUGCGCAGAAAAAACUAUUUUUCCAUUUCUGGCGAAUUUUCUUGACACGGUGCAUUUAUUACCAUACCAUUCCAAUUUUGCUGGAAUGAAAGGUGCUGAGAUCGUGACAAAAUUUUGGAUACUCUAAACUGAUACCGUUCAUGAUUUCUGUUCAUUUCCUACUAAUUUAGUUAUAUAGAAGUAGGUAAAUUCUUAUACCAUAGGUUGAAUCACACCACUAGGCGGAGUGAUAGAUUUUUUCUAUCAUGCAUUUGAAUGCUCCUGGCAGAGGAGAGAAAGAGAUAAAACUUUUUCAAUCUAUGUUUCUUUUUUUGGGUGCAUAGAAUAACAUCGAUUGUACUUUUUGUGCUAGAGGAAAUAAACUAUGACAAGAAGCGCGUGCAAGAAAAUAUAUUCCGAAUAACAAACAAAUUUCAACAGCCAAACUUUACUUUGGUUCGACAGCCGCGAGCUGUUUCCAGUGGCAGGUUGCAAACGAAACGUCAACAAUGGCAUCCGUAUUGUAUCAGUUCCAAUCAGAGGAUUGAACAACAACGCUUGUGAAUAUUUAAAGAGGAAUGUAAUGGUAAAAUUAGUACGACAUGUUUUGACAAAAUAACUACGAACGGAAAAUUCUAGAAGCCAAACAAAACAAUAGCGUGAGUGUACAAACAGCAUCCCAAAAAACUAAACAAAAGAGUUACAAUAAUUUCAACAGUAGACGAAUGAAAAAAUGGAAAAAUAAUACCGUGCUGGUAAAUGGGGCUCUGAAGUUAAAUUUUAGUCUAGAUACAUUUAAAAUUACCAUCUCUCAAAGGCGUUUUGUUUUUAAUUUCUCUAGGCGGCCUCAUAAAAUUGCUUGGCUCUAGUUUAAAUAGUUUAUUUGACACGGCACGAUACAUACUGCUUGGCUCUGUGACCCAAAAUUUUUUCAACAUGUUUGACUUGAAGUUGAUGACAAGCGAAUGAAACAAUCAGAAAAUAUUGCAUAAAUGGUAAGUUGAGCUUCAACAUGCAGCCGUGCAACAUUUCCCAAAAACAAAUCAAAAUAGGGAAGUGAAUUUUGCAACCUUGCAUCUUUUCUUUGAGUUCAAUUUGAGAACAUUUACUAAGCGCCUUUUCUUGCCUCAGAAGCGAUUCUGAACAUUAUUUCUUAUUUCGAAAGUGUUUUCUGCUUUCGAAGACCAAAAUAAGCUUAAUUGGGUAUUUUUUCUAGCUUUUUUUUUGGUAUUUUUUUUAACUUUUUGCGAAUCUGGCCUGAAUUUGGAAUUAGUUUCUAUUAUAGCUAUAAUUAGUACAGCCAUAAAUCGAGUGUUAGUCAGACUUCACUCGAUGCAUUUGUAUUUGUGCAACGUUAAGGUUUACUUCAGUUCCCUUCACUCAUACAUACGCAGAAUCUCUCCCGUAGCGUGCCAGCGUUGAAUGCCAUAUUGUGAAGCCUCACUGUUAUUUCUAGAUUGGCACGAGUGUUGUACUAUCUAACAGAUCUGAGUUAAAAAGGAAAAAAAAUAUAUGAGGAACUUUAAAUCCGUUUGGUUUGCAUAAAGCGAUCGGUCUGUGUCUUAAACAUGGCUUUCAUCCACUUGUGAGGAACCUAAUGUUUAUGUUUUCCUCUAACGCAGAGAGUUAAUGAUAUAAUUUCAAAAAGCAUAUGAAUGAUAUCAUAUGAUAUGUUGAAUGAUAUGAUAUCAUCAACAUUUGCAUCAUACAAAAUGGAGAAAAAAUAUACCUAGAACUAGAAGCUCACUUUUUUUCUGUUUCGUAUGCCAACGAAAAACAACCUAAUACAGACGUAAGAAACAAAUAACUUUUUUUGACGUAGGACUUCGUCUUUGUUUUCUAUACUAGAUUACACUUUGUGAAAAUGAAAAUGAAACUGGCAAAUGUUGCGUCAGAUUUCAAACGGUUAUAGCAAGCGAACGACUUAAUGCAUCUUAGUCAUUUAUAUGUCGGUGGAUAGAUAAAAUGUGUAACAAUUUUUUGAUAUUAUAUUCAACAUUGUUGCUUUACUGCUUAAUGGUGGAAAAAGGUGAAAAGUUCCAAGGUCAAGCUUUCCCAUACAUUUCCCUCGUUAUUGGCUUGCUUCCCGAGCACAGAUAACAAUAACAUGGACGAAAUAAAUUUCACUGCCUACAUAUUUUGAUUCAACAAAGUGUUUUGGUUUGUUUGUCUUUGUCUAAGCUGCGUGGCCACGCCCUAAUGGCAAAAAUCUACUCUGAACUCGAUACAAAAGACUGCGUGUAGAAAAUUCAGCUUCAGUCUAGUUUGUCACACAAUAGCGAGUGGAGUAUAGCUGUUAGAGGUACGCGACAUUGAGAAACGAGAGCUGCAUACGAGUCAACUUACAGGCACUGCGGAACAUGUUACCUUUAUUUUGCAUAAGGCAGCAACAGUUACCAUCGUACGCUGCAGAAUAUUUAGCUGGCACAGCUACAAGAGGGCACAGCGGAGAGCAAACUUUAUUAUGCGCGAUCAAGCAAAAUAUUCAAUGCUACCGAUGGUGCGGUCAUCAGCGUUCCGUAGCACGAAUUUCUAACUGAAGAUUAUGAAAUCGGUUCUUUCCAGAACUAUAGAUGCUUGAAGAUAAGAGUUAUGAGAAUUUUCGCAACUACUACUAGUGUAAAAUUUUCAUGUAUUCAUGCAUCAUUAGUUUUACAAUAACGACCAUCAAAAAUUAACGGUAGUGUUGCCUAUGAACAGUUUAUCGCAGCAUUUGAUAUAUACAUUUAGUCCUACGUCACCAUUUCAUACAAUCCCUAGGGCUAUAUACCUUGUAGCAUUUUUCUUUUUCGUAUGCCAACGGAAAACAGCCUAAUGCAGAUGUAAGAAACAAAUAACUUGUUUUGAUAUUUGGCAGUACCUGCUUAUACUUGACAGAAGAUGAAUGCUAUUGUUCUGUAAGCAACAAAUUUGUUACAAAAGGAAAAUUUUAUCGUUAUUAAAUUUGAAGUGUUUUUUUCUUGCGAUUCUUAAGUUAAUUUGUACCUUUAAAAAGCAUAUUUAAACGGUUCUAAGUUGCGAUCAUUUUCUCGUUAGAUUUUUUCUCACCUUCAGCCACAUUUUUCUGUGAUUCAAUUUGGGUGCAUUUUUAUCACGGUUUUUGACAGAGAAUUACGUCUUGCAGUAACAUUCCAAGAGAGUGAAAUAAAUAUCGAUGUUAAACUAGAGCUACACAACAAUUGUCCAAUAUCAAAUGUUUAUAACACAGUGAGAUUUCAACGGUUUUUCCUCAUUCUUGCAAUGAUCGAUUGUAAAAUAAGUCACGCGUCCUACACGCAAAGUUGAAGUGUGCGUAACCAGAUUAUUUAUGAACGAAAUUAGCGCAUUUACUAAUAGCACAUUUAAUGCUGAAUGUAUUACGCAGUUCGAAACCACUACACUUAUAAAGCAUCAAACGAUGUUCAAAAGGCUGGUAUCGUUAAAACAGUGCAACCAGCAACCAAUACUGACAAGUUGGGUACUGACAAAAUUAUUGUCUGGUCGAUUCACUUUCAUGAAUCAGGUCAUUCAAAAACAUCAAUCAAUCAUUAACAAUAAACAAAAACAUUAGAUUUGCUUAAAACAUUUUCCAUUCAACUAUGACUCUGGUGUUAUUCACAUGCAUUCGGUUUUGCGUUACUGGCACCAGCGUCAAUAACUUCUGCGAUAACAAGGCUCGUUAUUGGCUGUGUCGGUUGCUGACGAUUUCUAGAGAUGCACGUGCCGGUGAUACGCACCGGCUCGCGAAAGUAAAGAGCGGUUUUUUGAGCGCAUCGAAACCGAAGUUUGCCGAAAUAAUACGAUUUUUGUGUAUAUGCUACAUAUUCUGAUUUUGAUCUCUGUCAAUGUAUUCCUCGUACAACUUUUGCGUUAUGCGUUUCACGCAUCCGUUGUGCGAAGUCAGAGCAAAUUCUAUGCGAAUUGAAGAACACAUUGGAUGAUUAAAGUUUGAACUUUUGCUUGUAGUAACAUGUAGAUAGUUGUGAUUUGAUGAUGCUCACUAUUGUACUAUUGAAAAAUGUAGAGCCUUGUUUCAACGCAAAUGUCAGCCAAUCAAAGCAGAAACAAGGACAAAUUGGAUGAUAUUUGGGUAUCUACGCAAGUGGGAUGAUGUCCUUAGGCCGGAAAUCGACCCUAAACACCAUUUUUAAUUCCAAGAUGGUAACUUACGAUCCAUCCAAUAUAGGUAUGUUUUUUUCUGGACUUAACAAAUCUUUUUCACGAUUUUGAAUUCAAUUUAAGAUUAUUUCGGCAUUUUUCGAUUUUCAAAAGUGUAUUUUAGGGAUUCUGCUAAAAAAAAUUUAUUUUGGUUUUCUCUCACCUUACGAAGCGUUUUCAGUGAUUCUAAAGCGAACAUUACACGAAGCAAAUAUUUGCCUGAAAUGACGGUCAAUAUUUGUUUGCCCGUGUAAUAUCACAGUAUUUGCCUAAAUUAUUUGUUGAAAAAUGUUUGCCAUCGUAUUGCUUAACAAAAAAUUAGGCAAAUAUUUGAUUCGUCUAAUGUCGUUCUUUGCUAGUGAAGUCACAACCGAGCGAAUAUUUGCUUGUAUUUUUGCUUUGUUCAUACUGAAAUUUGGUAUGAGCAAACUGCAGCAAAUGGAUUUCAAUGUGUCACUUCACCUAAAAUGAUUUGUUUCUACUUGAUGAGAUUAGUCCUUGUAGUUAUCAGUUUUACGUUUACUUAAGUAAAGGUUUCUUGAAUCGUUGAAAAAUACUCGAACCAAAUUUACAAUUCAUGCUUCAUUUAAUUAUUAUUUAAUUUUUCAAUCGAACUUGAUAACAAAGCCAAGUAAUACGGUAAAUUUAACUUAUAAUCGACGUUAAUACAUUUUAAAUUGAUCUGAUUUUUCUAAAAUGCGACUUUUCAUAAAUAUUUUAAUUAAUUUAAUAAAAAUUUCGUUCAUUCCCAGCAACAAUACGGAUUAUUACAAAAUCCUGCUUUUCAAUCAAUGGAGAUACAAGCUCCAAAACGGUGUGCAAAAUUAACUGUUCAUGUGCGAGAAGAUUUGAUUUACUAGUGGUAUCUUAUCACUUAACCGUAGCAUUUUCGUUUCACCCUGAAAGUGUGAUCCAAUCUCGCACCAGCACGUAUUCAAACAACCUUCUGAUUCUCGUCAUUUUCCAUGGUAAAUUGGCAAGCAUGACCUGGAGGGCAAACUAAAAACACUUUCUUUUAUAUGAGGUGGGCAAUUGUCACUCGGAACAGAAUUUAUUAUUUUGCAACGGUAACCUUUAUGAACCAAAACAAAGAAAUUAUGUUUUCUAGUGGCAGAUGAAAUGUUCUUGGGCAAUGGAAACUAGAUUUGUUAUAUUUUCUACGAAGUUUAUUUCUUGGAAACAUAUUUCAUCGUGUAAUAGCACAGUAAAUAUAUUUGCAAAAAAGUGAGCGAAGAGACUUUGAUGUCAUUCGAGCAAACAGAGUUUUGAACAAAUAUUUGUUAUAGUGUAAUAGCGUAACAAAUAUACCCGAAGGAAAUUUUUGCGCAAAUAAAUUACACACCAAAUAUAGCAAAUAUUUGCCUCGUCUAAUGCCUGUUUAAGUUAAAUUUGGGAUCGUUUUCUUUUUUUAACUUUAGAUAAGUUUUUCAUCGAUUCUAAGCUAAAUAUGUAAUUCUUUUCGAUCGUGACCUUUGCUGGCAAUUUGAAUUGUUUUUUCGGCAAUCCUGUCCUUAAUUUGGGAUCAUUUUCUAGUCUGAUCUUCUCUGCGUUUAUUACCAUUUCUAUACCCAAUUUGGAUGCAUUUAUUUGUUUGUCUUUCAUGCUUCUGAAGCUUGGUUUAGGGAUUCUGAGCUUAAUUUGAAAGUUUAAUCUUGGAGCAUUUUCUAUGAAGGCUUUCUCUGGAUUUGAAAGCGUAUUUCGGUGAUUCUAAAUCAGUUCAAGUUUAACCUGGAAGCAUUUUUUAUUAUGUUUUUUUUCCUUUUUCUACGAUUCUGAGUUCAUUUUGUUUACAUUUAUUCUCCAUCCGAAAAAAACUCAACAUUUAACAUUUAACAAGAAAUACACACGUACACUGGAUAAUUUAGAGAUGGAAGAAACUAAUAACAAACAAAUAAACGACAGUAAGUGUUGUAACUUUACUGUAGAUGAAUGUGAUUACUUUUUAUGUAACAAAUUUGUUACAAAAGGGAAAAUUUAUCGUUAUUGCUUUUUAAGUAAUCUGUAAAAAUUAUGCGUGUCUACUGCGAUCAUAACGCAUCUUGUGUCUUUACUGAUUACUUUUUAUGUAGCAAAUUUGUUACAAAAGGGAAAAUUUAUCGUUAUUGCUUUUUAAGUAAUCUGUAAAAAUUAUGCGUGUCUACUGCGAUCAUAACGCAUCUUGUGUCUUUUCUACUUCGAGAUUUUCUUUACUUUAAGAAGCACAUUGGUCAUUGGUCUUUUCUGACUGUCAGCCGCAAUUUUCUCUGAUUCUGAAUCCAAUUGAGGCGUAGUUUUAUUUUCGUUUAAUUGCAUUCUAUGACUUUUAAAAGUGUAUUUUGGCGAUUCUAUGGCUAGUUGGGGAACAUUUUCUAUUUCGGUUCUCUCUCACUUUCGGAAGCCUUUUCAGUGAUUUCAAGUUAUAUAUAAAAUCACUUCAUGCUAAGGCCUUUAGAUGCGUUUUCGAUGAUUCUUAACUAAAUCUGUAUUUUUUCUGUUUUAGAAUUUUCUGGAAUUUUGAAUCAUUGUCUGUAAGGCUGUGCUUAAUUUGCGGUUAUUUUUUUCCAUUACCGUUUUUUCUAUCCUUAAGAAGCGUUAUUCGGCAUUUUUUUUUCUUUUCUGGCUCUCAGCACUCAGUACACAAGCAAAGUUGAGACACUCUGAGCUUAAUUGGAAUCAUUUUCUUAAAUAAAGUUUUCUAGCCCUCGGUGGUGUUCCUAAGUUCAACUCGUGAGCGUUUUUUGUGUUGGUCUUUUCUGGUAUUUGAAAGCGUUUCUCGGCGAUUAUGUGCUAAAUAUGGGUUAAUUUUCAGUUUUGGUGUUUAAAUAUCUGGCUUUCAGAUGCGAAUACAGGUCGGACUCGAUUAUCCGGAGACUCGAUUAUCCGGAAACUCGAUUAUCCGGAAUUUUAAUUUUUUGGUGUCCGUUUUCAAUUUUUAUUCCGUAAUUUUGCCUUUACCAUCCCUUCUGGCAUAUUUGUUACCAUUUAAGUCCCUUCCGGCAUGUUUGAGACAUGUUCGAAUUAAAUGAAAAUAAUCAAUGUCCAAUUUUUUUUUUUAUUGCUACUCAAGAUUUUACCACUUUUCGCCUCAGAAAUAACUUCUGGUUACUGCAUCAUACAAGUAAAAUAAAGAAAAGAAAUAUUUAUUUUAUGUUCGUUAAUCGCAAAAUUUCAGUAGUUUUUGUGUGAUUUGAUUAUCCGGAAAACUCGAUUAUCCGGAAUGAAAAAAAUUUUGAUGUUCCGGAUAAUCGAGUCCGAUUCUCAAAUUUAAAGCUUUUUUUAUUGGUCUCCCUCUACCUUUAGAAGGCGUCUAGCGGCAAAUCCAUGUCUAAUUUAAAUGCGUUUAUUUUUAAUCUUUUAUGGCCAUCGAAAGCUUGUUUCUGUGAUUUUGAGCAUUACCUCCAUUAUUUUUUAUCCCUCUAGAAGUAGGUCUCUAUCUAUGGCUAUAUAUGGCUUUUUCUGAUCUUUGAGCGCAUAUUUCGAUGAUUCGGUGUUAAUUUAAGUUUUAUUUGGGAAUCCAUUUUUUGUUAUGUCUUUUUCUUUUCUGCGAUUACUGAGUAAAAUGGAUAAGAGUUUCUCGGUCUUGAGAUAAACUUUUGUGAGGAGGAGCCUGAAAAUAAAUCCAUGCUUAAGUCCUUCAAUAUUCAAUAGCCAGAUUAUACCAGGAUUCAAACCCAUGACCACCCGCUUGUCAAAGCAGACUUAUUUCUAUUCAUCUUAGCCAAAGGAAAAAUCUUCCCCAUUGCAUGGAGGUUGUUAAGUCACUAAAUUGGGGUUUGUUCGAUUACUAUUAGACUUUUGUACCGAUGACAAAUGCUCAAAUUUUAAAUGCUAGUUCGUUACCUUACCCAUUACAUGAAGGCUGUACACUAGGGUGUCCCAAAAAAAAUCGAUGUUGAAAAAGUCAAGGGGCUCAGCCCUAAAUUGAAAGAUAAUGUUAUUUAUAGCAUUUUUUGUAGAACAUUUCGACUUUCUAAAAAGAUGUUUUCAGGUUGCCCAAACCUGAUUUAUGAAAAAAUGACUUUUUUAAGCUACAAACCCACUCUUUUGCAUUUUUUCCAAAUAUGUUCGAUUCCUAAAUUUUUCCAUAUAUAUUUUUUGUUUUUGUGAGGUUGUUUUUGAAUAUUUUGCAUGGUUCAGUACAGCAGCAUUUAGUGGCAUUUUUGCCAAAAUGUAUAGUUUUCCAUCACAUGUAAAAACGCCUAUAUCUCAGCCCCAAGAUAAGAUAUCAAGGAUCUUUUUUCAUGCUAAUUUUCGUCUUAAAUCCCGCUUUGCAACAAAAAUUUCAGUUCUUGAUCAAAAAAGUUUUUUAUAUGUGUUUUGAAGGGUUUUAUCCGCAAGUAAUGAGAAAAAUUCACUUUUUUGUGAUGUUCAAUGGGCUCUGUGAGUCGAAUAAUUGAAUGUGAUGCUGAACCAAACCAUGUGAAAUAUUAAAAAACAACCCCACAAAAAUAAAAAUAAAAUAUAUGGAAAAUUUAGGAAUCGAACAGAUUAAAAAAAAAGUGCAAAAGAAUGAUUUAGUGGCUCGAAAUAGUCAUUUUUUCAUGAAUCACGUUUGGGCAACCUGAAAACGAUUUUUUAGAAAGUCCAAAUGUUCUACAGAAAUGCUAUAAAUAACAUUAUCUUUCAAUUUAGGGCUGAACACCUUGACUUUUUAAACAUCGAUUUUUUCUGGGACACCCUACUGUACAGUUACUAGCUUGAAUCUAAAUCAAAUAAAAUAUUUUAACAGAUUGUGACUGUUAGGGGCCGUUCCUAAACCACGUAGUCAUAAAGAGGGGGGCGGGGGCCAUAAAGAGGGGGUCAAAAGACCACGAAAGACCAUGCAAGGUAGAGGGGGGGGGGGGGUUAACGAAAUGACCACGUGGUGUUUUUUCCUGACUUAUAAUUUAUUGUUACCACCAAGUCAUGAAUGGAGCUUUUGCAUUGUAGAAAUACAGAAUGCACUAAAAGUUUUUAUAAUAAAAAUGUAAAAAUUUAAGUGAAUUUUUGGCACUUGACAAAUGAAAAGUCCACGUGGUUAAAGUCGCAAGAGGGGGGGGGGGGGGUCAAAAGACCACGGGGGGGUACGGCGAGUAUAAAAAUUGAUCGAAACAUGACCACGUGGUUUAGGAACGGCCCCUUAUAAGCAUGCGUGAAUGCAAUAACAAUCAUUAUCAAAUUUGUUCAUAAAUAGAAGAGCAACAUAAUAAUAACGCACAAUCAAAUACGCAUUACUUACUAAUAAUAAUCGUAUUAUAGCUGUAUUAUGGAAAAGAGCUACAAAAUUUUAUAUGAAUAAUUCUAAUGCUCAGAUACUGCUGAGCUUUGCUGUUUCAUUUUUCAACAGUUUCUACCAACGUAAUUUUGUACCGAAGAUACUGCUAAAACCCAAGAUACUACCGAAAAGUACUGGAAUGUUCAAACGUAAACUUCACUUGCCUAGUUGCUAUCUUGUUAUAGCGAUACUAGUGCACAGUCUUGCAAAAAAUGGAUUCAAACUCUCCCGAUUCAGCAAAACUACGCCUAUGUUCAAUUGUAGUAUAUUUUGAAAUGCAUCAAUUACAGCAAGAGUUCGCAACACCACAGCAUCACAUGGGUUUGAACAACCUUGGACAAAGCUAGUCCUCUAACCUGACUUUGUCCAAAGUCCACGAACAUUUUGAUAAUGCACCAAAAAUGAAUCCGUAGGAUGAAAUAAAAAUAAACAAAAUAACCAAGACGUCAACACUGCAUCCAAUGCUAUAGAAUAUGGUCUUUAGUUACGGAUUCAAAUUUUUACUGAAAAUCAGGUUAUUUCUAGUGGACAUAAGUAACCGUGAGAACAAAACAAUUGAUUAGAAAAGUUUUGGUCUACAAUAAGCAGCCAUAAUAUUGAUGUUGAAAAAGGCACUAAGGGUAAACAAAUCUCGAAUUGAGCCUAAAACAUUGAAACUUUGCUGCGUCAUUUCUAAGCACAUGGUUCUUAUCACAUUAUGACAAGAUUUUAUUCGUUCAACGUGAAAUAUUUAUAGUCAAUCGUUGCGAUCCAAAAUCGUAUUAUUUACUCACAUUAUUUUCGUUCACUAAUCAGUGUCUCGUAAAAAUAACAUUUAGAAAAUCAGAUUUCCAAUAUUUUCAAAUUGAAUACUGCUUUAUCUCCUUUAUUUAUGAUGAUAGGCAGCCUCACAUGUUUGUUAUUUGUGUUUAGUGAAUAAACAUUAAAUUUACAAAUUUUACUUCAUCACCGUGACGCUAAGUACCUGGAGAAAUUAUCAAAUUAGAUCCAAAAUUCACAAACGUUUUGCUAACACAACCAUAAAACGAAAACACUUCAGACCGUUAAAUGACUAACUUUAUGGUGUAUAACUCAAAUUAUGCAAAAUUACAUGAGCGCCUACAUCAAAGACCUAUUUCCGAAGCAACCAUAUUUUAAACAACGCCCCCCUGGAAUUUCACGAUAUGGGAAACGAAUAUUUUUGUCAUUUGAAAGCGUCUCAAUUUGCGGUUAGUCGAUAUAUUUACCAACUGGUUGUUAUCUCUCUCUCUCUCUCGGCCCCAGCAUCGGCAGCCGGGGGAAUCCAGAACCGGGACAGAGCACGUGUGUGCCGCACCGACCUCGAGAUAGAUAGCUUUGUUUUCCGCCAAACCUUAUAUAACCACCGUCGCUGUGCUGUCGCUACAUGUAUAGGUACUCGAAACUGCGGAAAAACAGCCUCCAUUUGCGUCGGUUACCAAUUUCUGUUGAAUAUUUUAUGAGAUUUUAUAUUGCAACACUACCGGCCGGAUCGGGGCGUGGAAAAAACUACCCGACGUUUCAAGAAUAAUGUUACAGCCAGGAACCCAGUUUUAUGAGUUUUCCUUCUCGGUUUCGAAGCUAGAUUGCUCCAUUGUUAUGUUCUGUUUCGCCAUGAUUAUUUUUCCACUAUAUCCCGAGUCAACCAAGCUGAAUCAAAGUUAUUCUCUCUCUCGCUCUCGCUGUAUGUACAUAUAGAAGUUGAACUAUACCAACCAACAGAAUCGGAGCAUAACUCUUGUACCAUACGCAACAACGCAAAACACAACUAGAAAGUUUUCAAUAGUAUAAAUAUUUCCACUCGCGACGGGAAACGGAAUGUAUACUUCUUUUCCGAAUCCCGUGUAAGGUAAACAGGAAGGAAAUUCCUAGCAAAAUUUGUGAGUGUUGAAUGUUAAGAAAAUAAAGCGAUAAUUGAGUUGACAGAUUAUUUCUGUUUGCUGUAGAGACGCAAACACACUCAAUGACAAACAUAAUGUACAUUUUACUUUUUUUUCGGCUAGAAAGAAAAAAAAGAAAUGAAACCGAGGUCUGACUUGAAGCGCAUUUGAACCUCUCAGCAGCUGAAACCUAAAUUAACUCUAAUCAUGCUCGAAUUGUUUUGUAAAAUAAUGGAUGAAAAUGACAAAAAAAGUGCAAUACACUGUAAAAUGAGAUGAAAUGUUUAAUAAAAAUCUAAUGAAAAUAAUA
Messenger RNA from Wyeomyia smithii (pitcher-plant mosquito), 19967 nucleotides. RefSeq names its product neural-cadherin-like. Lineage: Eukaryota; Metazoa; Arthropoda; Insecta; Diptera; Culicidae. Gene Ontology annotation, biological process: homophilic cell-cell adhesion. Gene Ontology annotation, molecular function: calcium ion binding; cadherin binding. Gene Ontology annotation, cellular component: plasma membrane; catenin complex. Bases 2515 to 7641 code for a protein of 1708 amino acids. The record is from RefSeq and is a predicted model, not a curated record. The transcript is spliced from 15 exons.